Molecule: messenger RNA, 2476 nt
Organism: Trichechus manatus latirostris (Florida manatee)
Lineage: Eukaryota; Metazoa; Chordata; Mammalia; Sirenia; Trichechidae
Gene: RNF114
Product: ring finger protein 114
Exons: 6
Coding region: 7-699 (230 amino acids)
Biological process (GO): ubiquitin-dependent protein catabolic process; protein polyubiquitination
Molecular function (GO): ubiquitin protein ligase activity
Source: RefSeq, a predicted model, not a curated record
AGCAAGAUGGCGGCGCAGCAGCAAGCUGUUGAGGGGGACGCGCAAUUGGCGGGGCCCGCGGCGGCGGCGGAAGUCGACCCUCUGGGCCGCUUUACGUGUCCUGUGUGCUUGGAGGUGUACGAGAAGCCGGUGCAGGUUCCCUGCGGACACGUCUUUUGCUCUGCAUGCCUGCAGGAAUGUCUGAAGCCGAAGAAACCUGUCUGUGGGGUAUGUCGCAGCGCUCUGGCCCCUGGCGUCCGAGCCGUGGAGCUCGAGCGGCAGAUUGAGAGCACAGAGACAUCUUGCCAUGGCUGCUGUAAAAAUUUCUUCCUAUCCAAGAUCCGGGCCCACGUGGCUACCUGUUCCAAAUACCAGAAUUACAUCAUGGAAGGUGUGAAAGCCACCACUAAGGAUGCAUCUCUUCAGCCAAGGAAUAUCCCAAACCGUUAUACUUUUCCUUGCCCUUAUUGUCCUGAGAAGAACUUUGAUCAGGAAGGACUUGUGGAACACUGCAGAUUAUUCCAUAGCACAGAUACCAAGUCUGUGGUUUGUCCGAUAUGUGCCUCGAUGCCCUGGGGAGACCCCAACUACCGCAGCGCCAACUUCAUAGAGCACAUCCAGCGCCGGCACCAGUUUUCUUACGACACUUUUGUGGAUUAUGAUGUUGAUGAAGAGGACAUGAUGAAUCAGGUGUUGCAGCGCUCCAUCAUGGACCAGUGAGCAGUCUCUGCUAUGCGUCUCCCAUUCCAGAGCUUCCACGUGAAACUUUGGACUCAUACACCUUCAAUGUACAACAGACCUGGAAGUGAGCUGUGGCAUUAAGGACAGGGCCCUUUUGACAGGGGAAGUAAGGGCCCUAGGUCAGAGCCCCUCUUUCCUCUGGGCUCUUACCAAAGCUGUCUUUCCCUCCUGUUAACCUUGUUUGUCGCACAGUCUAGUCUUAAUGGUCCUUAUAACCCUCAGCUGCCUCCUGGAGCUGCUGCCCCCUCUUCUGGAAGAGAAACCAGCCUCUCCCCCGCCACCUGCUUUUGUUUCACACUUGUCCCUCCAGUCCAGCGUUCAUCUCUCAGGUCCUCCGAGCCAGCCAGGACCUUUUCUGGGUCAUGAAUAGCACAAAUGAGACAAGCGUCUCCUUGUCCCUGAGGUGGUGAGCUCUGGCAGCCAUGCGUCUGGGCAGUGAUGAAGCUUCCGGUGUGCCGUGCCACUUCCCGUUAGUUGUCAUUGGCAACAGCUGCCAGAGGCUUGGCAGUGCUGUUGGGUCUGAUACUGGAAAGUUUGAUUAGAGAUAUUUUCCUCCUCCUCCUGCACACCUUUAGUGUUAACUGGUUCAGUCUUAAAUGCCUGCAUGGUGCCUUUUUAGGAUAAGGCAUAACCAUAUAUUUUUAGUAAAAGUAAGUGUUUCUAGGUUAAGAAAGUUAAAACCCAUAUAUCCAUAAAUGGGGAGGAGGGUCAGCUAAGAGAGGUGGGAGGGUCAUAGCUUUUUGGUUCUGAUUUUCAAACUAAUGAGCUAUUCUCAUAUGACCGAGUCAGGUUUACCUCUUUAUUUGGGGGUUUGCUUACAGUCUUGUCCUUGAAACAUGAAAAGGAGUCCAGAAUAAGAGGGAAGAGACAGGGCUUCAGCAGAUACUGGUUCUUUUAUCUUCUGUUUGGUGAUUUACAUUAAACUGAGCAUUGUUUUUCUAUCACAGAUGGUUUCCUUGUGAACCUGGUUUCAGUGUGUAAAUCGGUGUGUGAAAACUUUCCCUCCAAAUUCAGAGAGAGGUUAUAGGCAAUCUAAUAUCACACCCUCUUGCCUCUUGCGACAAGACAGACUGUUCAUAACGGAGGCACAUCUCAUGAUGAGCAGUUGUUGAUAAAAGCUGUCUACAAGAAACUUGCUUUGGUAACAAGCCUGAAGUUCAGGAUAGUUCAUGAAUAUUAAUAAAUAUAAGGCUGAAAUACUUGUCAGCCUCCUUCUGUAGGGGCGGAAUCUUCUGGGCAACCAAAAGGCAUAUGAAAUUAGGUCCUUUUUUUUUCAUGUCACACAUCUCUAGUCUGAAUGUGGAGAUGUUUCUUGCCAGCAGCCAAGCUUGCAAGUAACAGAAGUGCUUUGGCCUUUAGUCUGCUGCUGCAGGCCUCCCUACCGGCCAGUGAAGAGCUGCAGGUGCCCGGCAACCAGCGAAGACUGGCCGUCUGAGGCAGUAACUUUGUAAUACGCUGUUGCUUGGGAGGGCCUCAGCAUUAAGGUCAGCUUCUUCACUGUAGUUUCUGGAGAAUGUUCACUCAGGCCUCCAAAAGUUGAGAUCCUCUCUGUAAAGUCUGGAGGGGAAUUGGACAGAACCUUUGUUUGAGGGACCUGAUCAGAGCACAUCCAUCUUGGUGGUGGUUCAGAGAAACUUAUUUUCUUGUAUUAAGUGCACUUCAUGUAUUUCUAAUACGAUGACUUUCCAGAAAGUGAUAUUUGUUAUGUUCUGGCUUUUAAAAGGCAAAAUAAAAAUAAAUUUCAUAAUUUAUCCAA